AUGAGCGAUCUGACGUUCACAAAGACUAUGGUGAAUCAGUCUGGACAUUUUUACAACUAUACCCACGAUUUCUAUAGCUGUAACUUCAUAGCUUUUGACGAUUUGGAUCAAUUGAAUAUAUCAAAACCAAUACAAUACGCUACCAAAAGUAUUUUUUUCUAUCCAUCAUGGUUGCAACAAGACUUACAACAUCCUUCUGUCAAUGAAUUCGCAAUAUCUUUGCGAAACGGCUACGAAGUGUCUUACACUUACAAUCGUACGAUGGAGAUCUACCACUGGAUGAUUUUUUCAAAUCAAGUAAUUUCGCUCAAUCCAUACAAUAUUAGUGUGCCGGAUGAAGUGCGUGACUUGCAUGGGUAUAAGAUUGUAAUGUAUGCAACAAAACAAAACAGAGAGGUAAUGACAUUCGAUGCAUAUCUCUUGGAACUAAUCGCUAGCAAAAGAAAUGCUACAGCAGUUCAAGAAACAAAAUGGUCCAACCGGAUAUCCGUACUUGUUGUACCAAACCCGAAGGAUAUGCAAGAUCAUGACAUAAUUUCCGGUCCAGGAUCCACUUACAUUGCCAUUCUAACACAUCGGGCUAAACCCAAGUCAAUUGUUGCGAUACUGGUGGAACCCUUCGAUAUUUACACAUGGGCAACAUUUCUUUUACUGGUACUAACAAUAGCGAUCACUUUCUCCUUAUUUGGAGAGGUGCUCGGGACUCGUCAUUUUUCCGAGAUAGUGCUCGAGUUGAUCAUGAUAUCUCUCUCGGGUCCUUCCAGACCAUAUGGCGGCUCGUUGGAGAAUCGGAUCAUCACUAUAUUCUGUGUUAUGGGCAUAGUGCUUAUCUCGUCGUACCAGUCACUCGUCAUAUCCUUUAUGUCUUAUGUGCGGUAUCAUCAAGAGAUAAACACAUUGGAAGAUAUUACACAUAAUUGCGUUUUUAAGGAAAGUGUAGAAGUUCUUCAUCUUUCUUUAAAAACGUUUGAUUUGAAUAAUCUCCCGUCACUGGAUCAAAAUUGUUACAUCGAUUAUGUGCGCGAUAACGAAGCGAUGAGCAUAGCAAUGUAUGAAAAAUUUGUCAAUGAUUCAGAUCGUGUGCGUGCUCGCGUUCAAGAGCUACGGCACGCCAAAGUUAAAUUUUACGAAUAUCCCCUAUGUUACUACGUAGGAACCCUUAUCAUUCGAAACUUUUUUAGUUUCUAUGUGCAAGCAAUCAUUGAAUCAGGCAUCUACGAUUUCUACUAUCGCAAUAAAUCUCAAACCAAAUGGCAGUAUAAGCAAGAUAAGUUCAUUAAUCGCACAGUGAAGCUACAGAAUUUAACACUGCUAUGGUAUGCGUAUGGUGUAGGUAGUGUUAUGGGCUUAAUAUGUUUUAUAGCAGAGAUUUUCUUUAAAAAGAUUUCUACGCGAGAAUCAUACAAGUGA
Molecule: messenger RNA, 1410 nt
Organism: Anopheles maculipalpis
Lineage: Eukaryota; Metazoa; Arthropoda; Insecta; Diptera; Culicidae
Exons: 2
Coding region: 1-1410 (469 amino acids)
Source: RefSeq, a predicted model, not a curated record